This is a messenger RNA of Cervus elaphus (red deer), 1121 nucleotides long. RefSeq names its product anaphase-promoting complex subunit 13-like. The record is from RefSeq and is a predicted model, not a curated record. The transcript has a single exon. Gene Ontology annotation, biological process: protein K11-linked ubiquitination. Gene Ontology annotation, cellular component: anaphase-promoting complex. Bases 618 to 842 code for a protein of 74 amino acids. Lineage: Eukaryota; Metazoa; Chordata; Mammalia; Artiodactyla; Cervidae.
UUUGAGUAAACUCUCGGAGUUGGUGAUGGACAGGGAGGCCUGGCGUGCUGCAGUCCAUGGGGUCGCGGGGAGUCGGACACAACUUAGUGACUGAACUGAGCUGAACUGAACUAACUGCACCAUCCAGAGACAGGGAGUGAAGUUUCACACUGAGAACAAAGCUGCUUUUUUUUUUUCAAGACAGCUGCCAUAUCAAGGAGGGGUGAGGGAAGGGCAAAUAAAAAUGCCACAAAAGGUCCGGCGGAGGCCAGCGCCGCGCUUGGCCAGUGCUGGUAAAAUUUUCCCGCGCCCUGGCUUAGGUAGUGUAGAAGAGGAGAGCGUUCAGGUUUCUGCCGAUCCUAUUGACCGAGGUCGUUCUCCUCACCUCAUCCUCAUAACUACCUCCCUUACCACACAUCGGGAGGGUGGAAAGGGACGUAUGUGGCGGUCCUGGACUUCCCCCGCUUCCGCAUUUGAUAUAGGGAAGCCCAGGCUGUGGGGCGGGCUGUCCUGUCCGGACGGUGGUGGCCCGAGAGGGUCAUUUUUAGCGAGGGAAAAGGCAUUCCAGGUUUGCUCUUGUAACUACAAGUUUACAGAGCUCUAAUACAGAGGUCCGACAAGAUCAAAGCUGCAGGAGAAUGAACAGUGAAGUACAGAGAGUUGGGAGGAUCUUGGAUUUGACUGAUGAUGCUUGGCGAGAAGACAAGCUGCCUCAUGAGGAUGUUGCAAUACCACUGAAUGAGCUUCCUGAACCUGAACAGGACAAAGGAGGCACCACGGAAUCUGUUAAAGAACAAGAGAUGAAGUGGACUGACUUGGCCUUCCAGUACCUCCAUGAGAAUGUUCCCCCCAUAGGAAACUGACACCUGGCUCCUUGUUCAUCUACAGAUUUUUUUUUUUAAAUACAGAUAUAAAACAUUUUCUUUCUGUCUCCUAACUUAAAUCUUUUAGUGAUAGAUCAACACUCAAAAAUGUACAACUAAUUUUGUGGCAGCAAAAUGCAAUGUGAAAAUGCUCAACCAGGUUAAGAAGCUGAUUGCAGUUUCUUAGGGAUGCAGAACAUCUGGCCCUUUGAACCUAAAGUUCUUCAUUAACUAGCUUGUGUUUGAACAUGAUUCAUUAAACAUUUGCCUUAAAAAAGC